Molecule: messenger RNA, 940 nt
Organism: Cariama cristata (Red-legged seriema)
Lineage: Eukaryota; Metazoa; Chordata; Aves; Cariamiformes; Cariamidae
Gene: MGAT3
Product: mannosyl (beta-1,4-)-glycoprotein beta-1,4-N-acetylglucosaminyltransferase
Exons: 1
Biological process (GO): N-acetylglucosamine metabolic process; protein N-linked glycosylation
Cellular component (GO): membrane
Molecular function (GO): beta-1,4-mannosylglycoprotein 4-beta-N-acetylglucosaminyltransferase activity
Source: RefSeq, a predicted model, not a curated record
CCGCGGGAGAUCCCCCGGCGGGUCAUCAAUGCUAUCAAUGUCAACCAUGAGUUUGACCUGCUGGAUGUCCGCUUCCAUGAGCUGGGAGACGUGGUGGACGCCUUCGUGGUGUGCGAGUCGAACUUCACGGCCUACGGAGAGCCGCGGCCCCUCAAGUUCCGUGAGAUGCUCCUCAACGGCUCCUUCGACUACAUCCGCCACAAAGUGCUCUAUGUCUUCCUGGACCACUUUCCCCCGGGCGGCCGCCAGGAUGGCUGGAUUGCUGAUGAUUAUCUGCGCACCUUUCUCACCCGGGACGGCAUCUCUCGCCUCCGCAACCUGCGCCCGGACGACGUCUUCAUCAUCGAUGAUGCUGAUGAGAUCCCGGCCCGCGACGGCGUGCUCUUCCUCAAGCUCUACGAUGGCUGGACGGAGCCCUUCGCCUUUCACAUGCGCAAGUCACUCUACGGCUUCUUCUGGAAGCAACCAGGCACCUUGGAGGUGGUCUCGGGCUGCACCAUGGGGAUGCUGCAGGCUGUCUAUGCUACCGACGGGAUCCGUCUGCGGCGCCGCGAGUACUACACCAUGCCUGGCUUUCGGCAGUACGAGAAUAGCACAGGACACAUCCUGGUGCAGUGGUCGCUGGGCAGCCCCCUCCACUUUGCUGGCUGGCACUGCUCCUGGUGUUUCACCCCAGAGGGGAUCUAUUUCAAACUGGUGUCAGCCCAGAAUGGGGACUUCCCCCGCUGGGGUGACUACGAGGAUAAACGAGACCUCAAUUAUAUCCGGGAGCUGAUCCGGACUGGUGGCUGGUUCGAUGGUACUACGCAGGAGUAUCCCCCCGCUGACCCCAAGGAGCAGAUGUACGCUCCCAAGUACCUGCUCAAGAACUACCAGCGGUUCCGCUACUUGUUGGAGAACCCCUACCAAAAAGCGGAGGGUGCUGGGUGAGGCCAUCGGG